UUCUGUCAGCCGGUGCCCCCGCCGGGUGACAUGAGGGCGCUGCCCCCUCGCUGGGGGCCUCUGGCUGUGAGGGCGGCGGGCGGGUGGUGGGGUCCGCCUGUUCUCCGCCGCGACUGCAGCGGCUCCGCUGAGGCCGGCGAACGUAAACCUCUUCAGGAGUGGGCGUUUACGGUUAGCCCGCGGGGACGGCUGCAGGUAAGGCUGCCGUGCCAGGUGAGCAUCCGCCCGCUGGACCCGCAGCGCUACCCAGGCGCAGACCGCGUACUGGUCGCCGUCAGUGGCGCCGGCGGCAGUCCCCCGCCCCGCGGCCGGCAGCAGGACCGCGUCCGGGUGGAGUACGACGAGGCACUGGAGCAGGUGGCGAUCGUUGCGGACGGCGUGGACAGCAAGACUGCCGUGGAUGUCAGGACGCCUGUGAAGUUCGAUUUGGAUAUCAAAACAUCAGGGACUGGCUGCGUGAAGGUACAGAAAAUAGAAUGUGAUAACUGCAAAAUAGAAACGGAGAAGGGGACUAGUGUCUUGCAGUCAAUAAAGAGCCAUAAAAUUGAUAUAAGAACAGAUGGUGGCAAAGUAAUUGGUCUUGGAACACUUUAUGGAAAUACAGAUAUUUGUGCAACAGAGAAGGGUAGUGUGAAUAUAGAGAAGCUGCAGGGGACAUCUAUCAACAUAUCUACUGAAUAUGGGCUGCUGAAAACUAAGUACCUCUACGCAGAGUCAUCAUCUCUGUCUUCAGUAGCUGGUGAUAUUCUACUGGGAAGCAUUCAUGGUAACACCAGUCUUCAGACCAAAACAGGGAGUAUAACAGUAGAUUCAUCAGAUGGAAAUCUCAAAGCUUCUACACAGCAUGGGACAAUAGAUGUUUAUGUCAGUCAGUUAAGAGAAGUGGAUCUGAAAUCCCAGACAGGUUCAAUUACAGUCAAGGUGCCUGCAUCUCUUAAAGCCUAUUUACAGUUGUCUGGUAGGAAAGUGGAUGUGAGCUCAGAGAUCCAGUUAGAAGAAACACAGAGUGCCUUUAAAGAGGACCAUGUAAUUCUAAGUGGUCACAUGAACCAAAGGAAUGAAACAGACAAAUGGAUUAAGGCUGACACACAAAAUGGCAAAGUGUAUCUUAAAAGCCAAAGCUGGAUCCAGUCUGUCAAGCUGAAGAAUUCUUAAAGGUGAAAUAGGCCCAAGAGAUUCAAGCAGGAAAUUGUAAAGGACUGUUUCUGUAACACUAUGACCCUUGGCUCAUGUACUUGCUUAAUAGAAAGGAGAAAAGAUUCAUGAGGGUGUCUGAAGCCCCUGACAGUGGCUGGUGCUUACUAGGUCUGUUUUAAUUUUAGUGCCUUUUAGGAACAGCAAGAUCUUAAAUAUGCAGAAUUUGUGUGACCUGACCCACUGACCACAGCAGUUUAAGAGCUGGAAACUCAGACCUUUAAAAAUAAAAAGCAUUUUCAAUGUGUCCUAUUUGCAACAUGAACAUUCACUUCCAAGAUGACUGUUCUGCAAGCCAUUUUGUACCUUUGAAUUAAAUGUCUCACUACUGUGGGAAUUCUGCUGGUUCAUGCAAAGUGCAGAGGAUUUUCUUAAUCCAGAUGACUUGUAUCAUGGAUAGGAUAAAAUCACUUUCAGGACUGUAGUUCUUUGGUCUUAGGUGUCUGAUCCCUAAGCAGUUUCUGCCAUGGGUACUGUAUGUGUAAAGCUAUUUACAUGAAAUGACUGAACUUGCUCUAUGUCAUCCACAACCACUUGUUUGUGGAUGGAAAUAAGAAGUUUAGCUGUUUACCAAUGUUUGUUCCCCUGAAAGAAAGCUGCCAAAGAAUGGAAGCAGUGGCCUAAUAAAUGUGAAUUGUAAUCUGUUUGAUUGUUCCCAUUUCCAGGGGCUUGCUGUCAGCCUUGUAUGGCAGCACUGCAAGCUCUUCAAGGCAGGAAGGUAGAAGAGGUGAGGGAAGCAGAUAUGCCCUGCACGAGGGCACACAGGACUCUUGUGGAGGAAUUUGUGUUACCAUAAUACACAGUAAAUGGACUUUUUAAAAGCCAUUCCAUACUUCUCUGUGGUACCUUAUGAAAGAAGCAGUGACAUUCGUGUUCUAAAGCUGAGAUGCAGGAAUUCCUGGCAGC
Molecule: messenger RNA, 2100 nt
Organism: Dryobates pubescens (Downy woodpecker)
Lineage: Eukaryota; Metazoa; Chordata; Aves; Piciformes; Picidae
Gene: FAM185A
Product: family with sequence similarity 185 member A
Exons: 8
Coding region: 31-1155 (374 amino acids)
Source: RefSeq, a predicted model, not a curated record